Molecule: messenger RNA, 2272 nt
Organism: Sinocyclocheilus anshuiensis
Lineage: Eukaryota; Metazoa; Chordata; Actinopteri; Cypriniformes; Cyprinidae
Product: claudin domain-containing protein 1-like
Exons: 4
Coding region: 375-1136 (253 amino acids)
Cellular component (GO): membrane
Source: RefSeq, a predicted model, not a curated record
UUCCUAAUCUAGUCGUCUACUAAACCUAGCAUUGCGUGUGUGUGUGUGUGUGUGUGUAAUUAUUAUUUACUUCAGCGGUUUUUGUAGUAAACUACAUUACCCAUGAACCCUUGCUGCCGGCUCUAAAUCUUACAGGAAAUCGCAUGGAUUUAUCAACAUCUCUGCUGCUCCUAAACGUCACAUGUAUGUUCACCUUUAGCAUAUGAACGCAUUAACUCUGAUUACCUCGUUGAUAUUGAAACUAAGACUCUGGACUGUGAGUUUUAUUCUCAGAUGAGACAGAUGGCGUGAAACAGAUGGGCGGAAAAUAGGACACGCAAAUACAACGAGACGAACGCGCUUGUGCGUAUAGAGAGACGCGUAAAGAGCGGGGAAUGAUGGUGGAUAACCGGCACGCCACAGCUCUGGUCAUCGCCGGGGUUUUAAGCGUCCUGGCCUCCGUGUAUCUGUCGGUGUCGAUCGGCUCGCCGCACUGGUACCGGUACACGAGCCCGCCGGUGCGCGCGGAGCCCAACGCCACGGAGCUGCGCGCGCUGCAGGACGAGUUUCUGGAAGGAGACUUUGACGAGAAAACCGUGAGCGACGCGCUGUUCCGCAUGAACGGGACGCUCGGACUGUGGUGGAGAUGCAUUCAGACGCCCACUGACGCGCACUGGUACAGAGAACCCGAUCCAAAGAUGAUGAUGGAGUGUGUGAGUUUUACUCUCUCGCAGCAGUUCACUCCAAAAUACAAAGAGCCUGGAAAUCACAACAGUGGAGAAGAUAUGAUACGAACCUAUCUGUGGCGGUGUCAGCUCCUGCUGCCGCUGGUCUCUCUGGGUCUGGUGGUUCUUGGUGGUUUGCUGGGGUUCUGUGCGUGUCUGUGUGGCAGUCUGAGCCCGGCGCUCUUCAUUGGCCUUCUUCAUCUGCUGGCAGGCCUGUGUUCUCUGGCGACCGUGUGCUGUUUUCUGGCCGGGAUGGAUCUGCUGCACCGUGUGUCUGUGUUGCCGGAUCACGUGGGCGGUGCGCUGGGCUGGUCGCUGUAUCUAGCGCUCAUCGCGUCUCCUCUGCACAUGAUGGCCGCUGCGCUGCUGGUGUGGGCGGCUCGCAGCCACAGUCAGAGCUACUACCGCAUGACUGUCUACAGAGUCGCUUAAAUCAGCGGAGCGACUGCCAUGGAUCAGAUCCAAUCAAACAGAAAAAAUCUAAAAUGAACAGUGACACUGAAUCUAUUGUACAUAAAUGUGGUCAGUGUGUUGAAGAGCGACACCUGCUAGUCUUGUUCUGAGAACGUCAGAUGCACUUUCAAGAGAUAAUGAGCCCUUAAUUCUGGAGAAAUCUCUACAAGUGUGUGUGUGUGUGUGUGUCAAUCCAGAUUCAUGAUGGGAGGGUCCAAAAUUCACACUUUGCAACACCUCCUGGGGGAUAAAAAGACAAAAACAAAAAUGUACCGACCAUAAACUGUAUUUUGCAUGUUUUUGGGUUGAUGUUUUGUCCCUGUGACAUUAGGAUAACCAUUUCUCUGAUGGCGAAUUGUCCACUGAGUAAGUCAUGACAGAUUCUCUAACGGAAGUUUAUUUAAUAAAUAGCUUUUGGAUAGAUUUUUAAACAUUUUUACUUUUACAUUUUUAGUAAAUGCAGUUCAUAAUAACAUUAUCUGCAAACCGGCAAGUAAUUGUUUUUACACGGGAUGGCCCGCGUUUGGCGAGUGCUUUGGACCCUGUUGCAGGUGUAGCGUGACUGUCGCUGAUGUUUUUAUGCAUAACUAGUUGUGUGUAACUGAUAAAUAAACAGCAACAGAAUCUAAUCUAAACUCCAGCAACAGCACUCAAAACCAAGAACUGAAGCGUAUGUGUUUUAUAGUUUAAGCACUGAUAAACUUUCACUCAGUGUUUGUGACGCAUGCAAUCUGUGAUUUCAGAUUUACACUAUUAGAAACGUCAAACAGCUCGACUUCUUGUGUUUUAGCUUUAGUGAAGCAGCACGAACAGCCAGUGAUCUUAGUGUGCUGCUUUUAAAUGUAUUAAUGUUAUUUAUUACUAUAAUUCAUAUUUAUAUAUGUAUUUCUGUACAGUACAUUUAUUUUUGGUAAUUGCUAACAAGCUACAUGUGUGAUGAUGUGUCAGUGCUUGUUGAUGUGGAUUCUGCUUCAUUUGUCACACUAGAAAUGAAAGGUCAUGUCAGGUGCAUUAUGGGAUACAGUGUCUCUCUGAUCUGUUGUGUAACUGCACAGACUGACCAGUGUAGUUGGUGAUCUGUGUGUCCAUGCUAAUAAAAACAUCAUCUGUGCACU